Molecule: messenger RNA, 3984 nt
Organism: Plasmodium gaboni
Lineage: Eukaryota; Apicomplexa; Aconoidasida; Haemosporida; Plasmodiidae
Exons: 3
Coding region: 1-3984 (1327 amino acids)
Molecular function (GO): protein binding
Source: RefSeq, a predicted model, not a curated record
AUGUCAGAGGAAAAGUUACAAGAAAUAUUUUGGUCUGUAGAAGAGCUAAUUUAUUUACAUUAUCAAAAUGAAGAUAUAUAUGAAAUUAAGAAAAAAGAAAUUUUAGAAUCGUUGUCAAUAUUAUAUAAUAAUAACAAUAAAGAUGAUUUUAAAAAUGCUAAUGAAUUAUUAAUUAGUGAGGUAGAAGAAGAAAAUAAAUUGAAGAAUAUCUUUUUUGAAAAGAUGAUAGAAGAAUUUAUUGAUUUAUUUAACGUUAUAAAACUAAUUAAAAAUGGGAAUCAUAAAAAAUGUAUUAUGCAUCCAUUUAUUCAGAACAUUUUUAAUUAUAUAAAAGAUAUUUUUAAUAAUAAAUGUAUUGACAAUAUAGAAGAUAUUAAAAAAGAGAUUUAUAAUUAUAUAUUUAUUGAAAAAAAGAAAUAUCAAGAAAUGAAAUAUGAUAGUAGUAGUAGUAAUAAUAAUAAUAAUAAUAAUAAUAAAAAUAAUAUUUUUUUACACACUUGUUAUAUUUUCUUAUAUGAAAUAAAAAUAUUAUUAUGUUGUUAUAUUUUCUUAAAUAUAUUUGUUCAAUAUAACUGGACAGGUCCACCAUUAAAUUAUGAUAUUAAAGAUAUAGAUAAUAAUGAUGAGGAAGAUAUUUAUUUUAAAGAAUUCAUACAUGCUAUACAUAUAAAAAAUAAUAGAAAAAUUUUAAAUUCCUGUUUAAUUUUUUUAACAUUAGAAGGAGAAGAAAUAUAUGAAUAUUGCGAAUUAAUAAAUGCAUUCUCAUUAUCUGUUAUAUUUUUAGGAUUAGUAAAUAAUUAUAAUAACAAAACAGAUAAUAAUAUAUUUUCUUUUUGUGAAUAUGAUCAUUUUAAAAGGUAUGAACAUAAUGAAGACAUGAAUAAAUCGAUGAACACUCAUGAUGAUAAUGAAAAUAUAAAUCAUACAAAUGGUGUUAUUUAUACAUAUGAUGUUGAUAAUAUGAAAAAAGUAGAUGAAAAAGAAAAUAACAACAUCAAUAAUAAUAAUAAUAAUAUGAAUCAUAUGAAAAAAAAAAAUUUUUAUAAUUGCAACAAAUUAUAUGAUCAUUUAAAAUUACUUUAUUUUGUAAGAAGCAAAUAUUUAUGGAGAGCAAGAAUUUUUUUCAUAUGGCAAAGAUUAUUUACUUCAAGUAAUGAUUAUUAUUAUUGUUUAAAAAUUAAUAUUAUUGAUAAACCUAUACAGAUAUUUAAAAAUAUAAAAAUUUUACCACCUGAUUUUGAAUUAAUUGAACAAGAUGUAAAUAUAAAUGAAAUUUAUGAUAUUUUAUAUAGUGUAAAAGAAAAUUUAAAAGAUGUUAAAUAUUGUAAUUUAUUUUAUAAUAAUCAUAUGUCAAAACAAUUUAAAAUAUAUGUAUUAUCAAAUUUUUCGAUUUAUUUAGCUUUUUAUAAUUAUACAAGUGCUUAUCAAAAAAUAUUAGAUUUAUUAACACAAAUAAGUCAUUUUCAAUAUUUCUUUACAGGUAGAAUGGGGAUAAAAAGAAUGUAUCAAAAAAUACCAGCUACUAUACUAGUAUUAAAGACAAAGUUAGAUGAUCAGGAGGAUAAUACCUCUACCAUAUUAAAAGAAAUUGAGCCUUUAAGUGAGUAUGAUAUAUUAAAGAGUGAUUAUCGCAUUAUUGAUAACGAUGAGCAUAACGUUAAUAUAUCCAAUAAUAAUCAACAUUUAAAUAUAAAAAUAAAUGAUAAUAAUAAUAAUGAUAAAGGUACAAACAUAUUUAAUGAACAUAAUGAGUCUUUAAAAAGAGAAGAUAUAAAUCUAUUAUCAAAUAAUAAUAAUAAUUUGAAUAAUGAUCAAUAUGAACAAUUAUCUCAUGAAAAAAAUCCACAAGGAGACUUAAAAGACACACAUACAUGUAAUAAUGAAUUAGAAGAUAAACAAAUAUUAAAUGGAUGUUAUACUAAUAAUAUAAAUAAUCAUAAAAUAAAUCAAAAUAACGACAAUAGUAAUAAUAAUUUUGAGUUAUGUGAUCAUGAUUCAUCAAACGAAAUUAUUCAAGAAAAAAAAUAUAUUUAUGAAUUUAAAGAUGAAAAAAUGAUUAAUAUUGGUGAAGAUUAUGUUAUAAAAAAUAAGAAAAACGAUAAUAAAACAAAUGAUAAUAUAGACAAUAUAUUGGAAGAUCACAGUAAAGAUGAAAAUAAAGAAAGUCUUAAAAAUUAUAUUGAUGUAGAAAAAAAUAAAUCAAAAAUAACCUGGAAAUUAAAAGAUUUUGAUCCGGAUACAGAUAUAUUAGAAGAACCACAUUUUGUUGAUUCUCAAAAUAAUAUUUUUAAAGUUUUAUCUUUUCAAGAACAAAUAUGUUUGAUCAAUUAUUGUUUUUCAAUGAUCAGAUUUAAUCCUCACUAUGAUGAAAUAAAAUUUGAGAAAUUAAAUGCGGUCAUAUCUAGAUGUCUCAAGUGUUAUGAUGUCAAUCCAAAGAAUCCCCAUUUGAUAAAAGAUAAAAAUGAUAAUCAAAAUAAUAAUAGUACAAAAAAUAUAUUAUGUAGUAAUAAUACAAAAAAUAUAUUAUGUAGUAAUAAUACAAAAAAUAUAUUAUGUAGUAGUAGUACAAAUAUUUCUAGUAAUAUGAAUAAUAAUUUUUCUAAUUAUUGUUCUUCCUAUGGAGAUCAAAAAUAUGUAUCUCUACAAUUAAAAUACCAGAAUUGGCUAUUACAUUCUUGCAUGUUAUGGUUCAAAUGUAAAGGAGAAACAUUUCGAUUUAAGACUGUUGACAGAGCUGCAGCUCAAUUAAAUGAACUACAUAAAGAAUGUUAUGAUAUAAUACCUGAAUCUGUGGAAAGACUUAAAUUUAUAUAUGAUGUAUAUUAUCCUACAACGUGGGAAAUGAAAAAGGAAAUAGGUUCUGUAAUGAUAAAAAUAGGAUCAGUUGUAACAGCAUUUAAUAUUUUUAAAGAUUUAAAAUUAUGGGAAGAAGCCAUUUCUUGUUUAAUUCAAGCAGAUAGAAAAGAAGAAGCAAGAGAAUUAUUAGAUGAUUUAUUAAAAAAGAAAAAAAGUCCAUGCUUGUUAUGUUUAUAUGGAUUAAUAGAGAAACAAAGAGCUCUAAACUAUUAUAUUGAAGCAUGGGAAGUUUCAAAUUUUAAAUAUGCAAAGGCAGCUAGAUUAAUUGGGAAAUAUUAUUAUGAAAAAGAAAUGUAUGAAAAAUGUAGUGAAUAUUUAGAAAAAGCUUUAGAAUUAUCUCCGCUAUUUCCAGAAAUUUGGUUUAUAUUAGGUUGUUCAUAUAUGAAAAUCGAAAAUUUCGAUGAAUCUAUAAAAGCAUUUACACGCAUGAUUAGUAUGACUAAUGAUAAUUCAUGCAAAUCAUAUGGUAAUUUAGCUUACUUAUAUAUGAAAAAGGGAACAUAUAAAGCAGCUAAAAUAUGUAUUAAUCAAGCUGUUAAAGUGAAUAAUAAUGAAUGGAAAUAUUGGGACACUUAUUUAAAAUUAUCUAUUUUACAAAAUGAUAUAGAUAGUUUUUGUUUAGCUUUAAGAAUGAUAUGUCAAGUUAAUCAAGUUAAACAAAUACAACCAUGGGUAUUUGAUUAUAUAUCUGAUGUAAUAGUAAAAGAUAAACCUACUUUAAUUCAAAAUAAAAAUGGACUAGCUUAUCUAGAUAAAAUUAUUACAACUAUGGAACAUUUGUCUCAAUAUAUAACAGAAUUGGAUACAUUCUGGAAUGCCUAUUCCUUUUUUCUUUUUAUAAAGGGAAAAUUUUUAGAUUCAUUUGAGGCAAAAAUUAAGGAAAUACGAUCAAUAGAGAGUAUAAUACAAAAAUGCAAUAACGAAAAGUUAGUUGAUGCGUUGAUUUCGAAGAUAGUGGUUGCCACAAAAUUUCUUUAUCACUUGAUAAACUCACAUGACGUUGGCGAAAAAAAAGGAACGUGUUUGUACCAACUAAAGAGCCUUGUCGAAUCAACCUUAAAUCAUUACAAAAACCUUAGUAGUGAGAACUUACAAGAGUUAUCACAAAUAAAGAACAUUUUAAAUUAA